Messenger RNA from Pecten maximus, 1060 nucleotides. RefSeq names its product dynein heavy chain 6, axonemal-like. Lineage: Eukaryota; Metazoa; Mollusca; Bivalvia; Pectinida; Pectinidae. The transcript has 3 exons. The coding region runs from base 308 to 667 and encodes 119 amino acids. Gene Ontology annotation, cellular component: dynein complex. The record is from RefSeq and is a predicted model, not a curated record. Gene Ontology annotation, biological process: microtubule-based movement. Gene Ontology annotation, molecular function: dynein light intermediate chain binding; dynein intermediate chain binding; minus-end-directed microtubule motor activity.
GAUGUUAUAUUAUCAUAAGGUACACAUACAUCACAUUUACCGAAUUGAUAUAACGUUUUGUGGGGCCUGUUUAAGGUCAGGUAAUAGGUCGGCUUAAGUGUUAUGUUUUUAAAUAUCCAGGCAACUACGACACAGUGGAUAGUCUAAUCGGUCGGUCUAUUUCUUAAUACUUUGGGCUUCCCAUAUAGUGAGUGUGUAUAUAGAGAUCAUAUACACAUACAUGGAUGUCUACGUGUUACGCUAGUGUAUGUGAACAAGUCAGGUAACAUUUGAAAUUUGUCAACUAUACAAACCAAAAGUAUUGAGCAUGGUAAGCAAAGGCGAUGUUACUGAGCUGAAGUCUCUCAGUAAUCCUCCGCAACACGUCAAACAGGUCCUUACAGCUACAGUGACACUGCUUGGGGAGGAAAACGCAGAGGAUUACAGAUAUGUUAAAAGAGCAUUGGGUGACUCCACAUUUUUGCAAAGUUUAGCAAAAAUAGAUGUCGGUUCUAUUCCUCCUGAGGUGGCUGCGAAGGCACGUGGUUACAUUGAUGGUAUCUCAGAGGAUCAAAUCCGCAAUGUUAGUAAGGCGGCAUGUUCCCUCUUCCGUUGGAUACAUGAAAUAUUAGCUGCAGUCGAAAAGAGAACAAGCGAUCCGAGCGCGACAGCAAAGCCACAAGCCUGAAGUUGAAAUAUUGUUAAAGCCCAAACUACUUAAGGUUCUUUAAGAAAUCAUGAAAAAAAAAAUAUUCAUAUGUUGUGCAAUACUUAUAUCACAUCUCAGAGUCAUAUCUGACUGUUUGCUUCACCGAGACUUCUUGUCUGUGUGUGCUGUGCAUCAUACAGUCCUUAUGUUCGUCUAGGACUCGUUUGUGAUGUUAUGGAAAUAAAAGGUCAAAAGUGCAGAAAUCAAGAAUGGAAGUCGGGAAACGUUAAGUGGAUCUGUACAAGUGUUAAUAUGUAGAAGUGGAGAAGCAUCAACCUCAUAAUUUAUUCAACCAUUUCUUUUUAAAUUGAAAAAACAAUAAUGCAGUUCCAGUGUCUAUAUGUUUACAAAACAAUAAAUAUGACACGUCAA